Molecule: messenger RNA, 1832 nt
Organism: Ceraceosorus bombacis
Lineage: Eukaryota; Fungi; Basidiomycota; Exobasidiomycetes; Ceraceosorales; Ceraceosoraceae
Source: the annotation of a GenBank genome assembly
AUGGCUAGUGCUAACCCUUUCCAAAAGAACGCCAGUGAGUAGUUUGCUCUGCGUCAGAAGCGCCAUCAUGCGCUCCUCCUCCUCAGCAGUCACCUGGCAAGCUUCGAUCUGCAGCACCGAGUGCUCCGCCGCAUCACUAGGUAGACACUGCAUGCUGACUGAUUCUGAAUCUUCGAUUUGCAGACUUGUUGGCCCCGUACAUGCAGCUGGACCAACGUGGUGAGUAGCCUAUCUAGAGGUUUGAGCUCGAGCUGUCCGCUGAUGAGCAUCCUUGUUACUUCGCCCAGGCAAGGUCCAAGCUGAGUACAUCUGGAUCGAUGGAAUUGGUGAGCAUCUGAAAGUCCUCGCGCUCUUCUGUGGGCUCGUGUGAUACGCUACAUAAGCUUCGGCUGGGGACGCUAGAUAAGAUAGGGUCGCCGAAGCCCACAUUAUGAACAACAGCUUGAAGGGCGCACCGACAAGGCUGGCUUGUGGGCGUGUCGCCUGCUUUGAGUCGCUUCAGAAGUUUGAAUCGAUGAGCUGAUUCUGCAAAUCUCAACUUUUACAGGCGAGAUCCGCUCCAAGACCACAGUGAGAUCACACGCGCAAAUUAGCAGCCGUAAAGAGGAUCUAACGCAUUCUUGUCCUGUGCUGCGCAGACGCUCGACUCUAAGGUGAAGUCUCUUCAAGAACUAAAGGAGUGGAACUUUGACGGAUCCUCCACCGGUGAGCACGAGGCGCAGCAGACGCAAGGGGCCCCCGGACCGGCCACGCUGAUGAUGGAUAAUUUACCCCUUCACCAUAUAGAGCAAGCCCCCGGUGGCAAUUCUGAUGUGUACCUGCGCCCCGCUGCGUACUACCCCGACCCUUUCCGCGGAGGCGACAACAUCAUUGUUCUUGCGGAGUGCUGGAACAACGAUGGUACCCCCAACAAGACCAACCACCGCCACGCUGCCGCCAAGGCGAUGGAGCAGGCCAAGGCUCACAAGCCAUGGUUUGGCAUGGAGCAGGAGUACUCUCUGUUCGAUGUCGAUGGCAAGCCCUACGGCUGGCCCAAGGGCGGUUUCCCUGGGCCCCAGGGACCUUACUACUGCGGUGUUGGUGCGUAGACUCGAGGCGUCAAAUUGCAGUAGCAGGCCAAGGCCGACCCAAAAUAGAGUCGCUGACGUGCGACGCAUGCUUUGGCUCUUUCCUCAUUCAGGUGCUGGCAAGGUCUACGCACGUGACCUGAUCGAGGCCCACUACCGCGCUUGCCUUUACGCCAACAUCAACAUCUCUGGUAUCAACGCUGAGGUGUCACCCUCUCAGUGGGAAUUCCAGGUCGGACCCAGCGAGGGAAUCAACAUGGGCGACGAACUCACUGUCGCUCGUUACAUUCUGGCUCGCGUUGCCGAAGAGUGGGGUGUGAAGGUCUCUUUCCACCCCAAGGCCGUUCCCGGAGACUGGAACGGAGCUGGAUGCCACACCAACUUCUCCACUGAGGAGAUGCGCAAGGAAGGCGGUAUCAAGGCUAUUGAAGCUGCCAUUGAGAAGCUGGGCAAGCGCCACAAGGAGCACAUUGCAGUGUACGGCGCGGACAACGACUUGCGUCUGACCGGCAAGCACGAGACAGGACACAUCGGAGAGUUCUCCUCUGGCGUUGCCAACCGCGGAGCUUCCAUCCGUAUUCCUCGUCACGUUGCUGCUCAAGGCAAGGGCUACGUGAGUUUGUUCAUCUUGAAGCUCAGCAGUUUGCCAAAGCGUGGUUGCUCACGGGUUCUCUUUACCCUUCUCAGCUCGAGGAUCGUCGCCCUGCAAGCUCUGUCGACCCUUACCAGGUCACCGGUAUCAUCGUCGAGACUACUUUGCUCUGA